UUGACGUAACACUGACUAUUGAAAUGUGUUUCAACUUAUUUAUGAUUACCUUAAAAAUCACUCACUGCUCAUUUUAUAUGUAUGUCAUACAAAUUCAGUGUCAGAGAUUCCAGCUGAAAGUUAAAGUAGAGUGUAGGUCUGAAAUGUGACACCAGGGAGGAGAGCUGACGUAUUUCUCAGGUGAAGCUGAAAGUGUUUCUCCAGUGUUCAGCACCACUUGAUGUUUUGAGAGGAACGAUAUUGUUUUUGGAAGCCGUGAAGACGUUAUGAUAUGAGACAUAAUCCACACGAAAGGGCGGCACAUUCGGUUAAAGCACCUUUUUCUAGGAUCUUGUUUGUGGAGGUUUUGUUAAACCAGAAAAGCAGGAUGAGCCUCUCUGAGGAAUGUGACCAGGACAGUUCCACCUCCGAGAAACACUCAGAUCUAAUCCACAUGAAGAGAUCAGAUUCUCCAGCACCCAGCUGUGUGUCCAUGAAGAGUGAUGAGUCUAUGGAUCAUCCCCUAAUGUUCAAAGCUGGAGACCCCUCAUCUGGACACAGCCUAAUCCAGGUUAAGAGAUCAGACUCUGCAGUAACCAGCAGUGUGUCUAUGAAGAGUGAUGCUUCUAUGGGUCGUCCACCAAUUUUCAGAGACGGACACCUUUCAUCUCGACACCGUUUCCUGCAGGGGGCGAGAGACAGAACAGAAGAGGAGAUCAACACAGAUAAAGUACAUGCUUCUGAUGCAGUGAAAGUCCAAGAAAACCUCAAAUUAAAUCUGAAACAGAGGUUUCACUGUUUGAAUGAGGUGAUAACAAACCAGGAAACCUCAACACUUCUCAGUGAGAUCUACACAGAGCUCUACAUCACAGAGGGAGAAAGUGGAGAGGUCAAUAAUGAACAUGAGGUCAGACAGAUUGAAGCAGCAUCUGAGAGAACAGCAACAGAGGACACACCAAUCAAUUGCAAUGACAUUUUUAAACCCUUAUCAAAACAAGACAAACCCAUCAGAACUGUGCUGACAAAGGGGGUCGCUGGAAUUGGAAAAACGGUCUCUGUGCAGAAGUUCAUUCUGGACUGGACUGAAGGGAAAGCAAAUCAGGAUGUCCACUUCAUAUUUCCACUUCCUUUCAGAGAACUGAACUUGGUGAAGGACCAAAAACUCAGUUUGGUGGAUCUUCUUCAUACACGGUUUAAGGAGAUUAAAGAAAUGGAAAUAUCCAGAUCUCACAAAGUUCUGUUCAUAUUUGAUGGUUUGGAUGAGUGUCGUUUCACUCUAGAUUUUCAGAGCACUGUGAGAUUGGAUGAUGUCACUCAGUUAUCUUCGGUGGAGGUGCUGCUAACCAAUCUGAUCAAGGGGAAUCUGCUUCCCUCUGCUCUCAUCUGGAUCACCUCCCGACCUGCAGCAGCUGAUCAGAUCCCCUCUGAGUGUGUGGAUCGAGUGACAGAAGUCCGAGGGUUCAGUGACCCACAAAAGGAGGAGUACUUCAGGAAGAGAAUCAGUGACCAGAGCCUGACCAAUAGAAUCAUCAAACACCUGAAGACAUCAAGAAGCCUCUACAUCAUGUGCCACAUACCUGUGUUCUGCUGGAUUUCAGCCACUGUUCUAGAGAGAAUGCUGGGUGAAGCAGAGAGUGGAGAAACCCCCAAAACGCUGACUCAAAUGUACACACACUUCCUCAUUCAAACAAAGAUCAUAAGAGAAAAGUACACAAAGAACCAGGAGACAGAUGAAGACAUACUUCUCAAACUGGGAUGGCUGGCUUUUCAGCAGCUGAUGAAAGGAAACCUGAUCUUCUAUGAGGAAGAUCUGAGAGAAUGUGGCAUCGAUGUUGAAGAAGCAUCCGUCUACUCAGGUGUGUGUACACAGAUCUUCAGAGAGGAAUCUCUGCUGCACCAGAAUAAAGUGUACUGCUUUAUUCAUCAGAGCAUUCAGGAACAUCUCGCAGCUCUCUAUGUGCACCUGACCUUCAUGAACCAGAAGAGAAAUGUGCUUAAACAGCGUCAGUCCUCUAAACCGAGGGUCUUCAGGAGAAAAGAAAUUCCAAUCUCUGAUGUACACAAGAGUGCUGUGGAUCAGGCCUUACAGAGUAAGAAUGGACAUCUGGAUCUUUUCCUUUGCUUUCUUCUGGGUCUCUCUCUGGAGUCCAAUCAGAAUCUCAUACAAGACUUAGAGACACAGACAGAAAGUAGCUUCCACAGCAAAGAGGACACAGUUCAGUACAUCAAGAAGAAGAUCAGAGAGAAUCGCUCUGCAGAGAAAUCCAUCAAUCUGUUCCACUGUCUGAAUGAACUGGAUGAUCGUUCUCUAGUUGAGGAAGUUCAGCAGUACCUGCAGUCUGACAGUGUUAACCAGAGAAAACUGUCUCCUUCACAGUGGUCAGCUGUGAUCUUUGUACUGCUGACAUCAGGAGGGAACCUGGAUAAAUUUGACCUAGAGAAAUAUAACAGAUCAGAUGAUGUUCUUCUGAAGCUGCUGCCUGUAGUUCAUGAAUCCGGAACAGCUAAUCUUUCAAGUUGCAAUCUGACAAAGAAAAGCUGUGCAGCUUUGGCCUCAGUGCUCAGCUCAGAAUCCUCCAGUUUGCGAGACCUCAAUCUGUCUGAUAAUAAACUAGGAGAUUCAGGAAUGAAGCUGCUCUCUGGUGGGCUGGAGAAUCCUCUCUGUAAACUGGAGACACUGUGGUUGUUGGGUUGUAAUAUCACAGAUGCAGGCUGUGUUUUUCUGUCUUCUGCUCUGAAAUCAAACCCCUCACACCUGAGAGAGCUGAGUCUGUCUUAUAAUAAACUAGGAGAUUCAGGAGUGAAGCUGCUCUCUGCUGUACUGGAGAAUCCUCUCUGUAAACUGGAGAAACUGAAGUUGUGGUGUUGUAAUAUCACAGAUGCAGGCUGUGUUUUUCUGUCUUCCGCCCUGAAAUCAAACCUCUCACACCUGAGAGAGCUGAGUCUGUCUUAUAAUAAUCUAGGAGAUUCAGGAGUGAAGCUGCUCUCUGCUGUACUGGAGAAUCCUCUCUGUAAACUGGAGACACUGAGGUUAUGGGGUUGUAACAUUAGAAACGAAGGCUGUGGUGCUCUGACUUCAGCUCUGAAAUCAAACCCCUCAUAUCUGAGAGAGCUGGAACUAUCUCUGAAUGAACUAGGAGACUCAGGAGUGAAGCUGCUCUCUGCUGGACUGGAGAAUCCUCUCUGUAAACUGGAGACACUAAUGUUGUGGGAUUGUAAUAUCACAGGUGAAGGCUGUGUUUUUCUGGCUUCAGCUCUGAAAUCAAACCCCUCUCACCUGAGAGAGUUGAGUCUGUCUGGUAAUAAACUAGGAGAUUCAGGAGUGAAGUUGCUCUCUGCUCUACUGGAGAAUCCUCUCUGUAAACUGGAGACACUGAAGUUGAUGGGUUGCUUUAUUACAGAUAAAGGUUGUGCUGGUCUUGCUUCAGCUCUGAAAUCAAACCCCUCACACCUGAGAGAGCUGGAUCUGUCUGGGAAUUCCCAGAUGAACACAGGACGUCAGCUGCUGUUUGACCUUCAGUGUGAUGAAAAUUACAGACUACAAAGUCUAAAAGUGUGAUUAUGAUGUGUAAUAUUGAUCACCAAAGAGACGACAUCAUGAAGAGAUGAAGAGAUUUCUGAAUGUUUGUGAGGAGCUCCAGCAGCAGAGGGAGACACAGUGUGUGUAAAUGGGGCAGUCAUUUGUUUGGGGGCAGUCGUGGGC
Molecule: messenger RNA, 3682 nt
Organism: Pygocentrus nattereri (red-bellied piranha)
Lineage: Eukaryota; Metazoa; Chordata; Actinopteri; Characiformes; Serrasalmidae
Product: NACHT, LRR and PYD domains-containing protein 12-like
Exons: 13
Coding region: 272-3538 (1088 amino acids)
Molecular function (GO): protein binding
Source: RefSeq, a predicted model, not a curated record